Messenger RNA from Polychytrium aggregatum, 2104 nucleotides. Its product is annotated as WD40-repeat-containing domain protein. Gene Ontology annotation, cellular component: autophagosome membrane. Lineage: Eukaryota; Fungi; Chytridiomycota; Chytridiomycetes; Polychytriales. The transcript is spliced from 15 exons. Gene Ontology annotation, molecular function: protein binding. The coding region runs from base 79 to 1854 and encodes 591 amino acids. The record is from RefSeq and is a predicted model, not a curated record. Gene Ontology annotation, biological process: autophagosome assembly.
CCAGGCAUCAACCAGGCAUCAACCAGGCAUCAACCAGGCAUCAACCAGGCAUCAACCAGGCACCACCCGCUCCCCGCCAUGCAGACCACCCACUGGCACGCCGAUAUCGUGGGCCAGCUGGCCGUCCUCGGUGAUCGAUACAGCCCCUCGCUCGCUGAGGUCUUUGCCUCGCACAAUGAGCUCGCGAGGCAGUCCAAACGGAUCACCCAGCGCAACCUGGAGCUCGAGAGACAGCUCGCGAUACUGCGGAUGGAGCACGCCGAUCUGAUCCGGUCCAGCACUGCCGCUGGCGACUUUAGCUCACCAAAUGUCCAGAAACGUAUCCAGGAACUGGAGCAGCAGCUGUCUGAGAUCAAGGACGAGCGAGCUGAGCUCUACAAGACCCAGGGUCAGAAUGCCCAACGGCUGCUCGAACUUAUGGACAUCACCAAGAAGCAGGAAGAAUCGAUGAAGGUCUUGAAUGAAGAAAACAAAAGGAUCAUUGCAGCCAACUCGAGUCUCACCACAAAGGCGAACGACCUGCAGGAUAAUUUGAGGGAAAAGGACAAUGUGAUCCAGAUCCUUCGCGACGAGCUCCAGGCAUACCAGCUCGAAUUGAGCCAGAGAGAAGAGCAACUCAAGACCGCUCAGGAGACGGUCAAGAAACUCGAGGUCGACAACAAGGAGUUGGUGGAGCGGCUGGUAUCGCAAAAGGAGGAUACCGCCAAGAAGAUGAACGAAGCAAACGAGUAUAUUGAGAACGCCCUGAAGACAAGAAAAAGCGUAGGAUCACCAGUAUCCGACGCUCUGCAGCCACCAGGGCCGACUGUGGGACCUUCGCAAAGCAGUGUUCCCGGAAACAUCAGAGCGACGGCGACGGCAGCUGGAUUCUUCUCGAGCAUGCUGCGUCGUGUCUCUGGCGAUGUUCCACAGACCGAUGCCAGAUAUCGAGAAGUGCCGCUGGUUCAAUCCCUCCUCCCAAUUUCAGCGGUCAAGGUCGUGUCUGCCCACGAAAGCGAAAUCAACUGUAUGCAAGUCACUCCGGACGGCUCGAUGAUUGCCUCUGGCGGAGGCGACAAGAAAAUCAUGCUCAUGGACGCCAAGACAGGUGUCCAGCGAGGACAGUUCACCGGCUCGUUGGCUGGGGUCAUGUGCGUUGCCUUCAACAAUACAGGCGACCUGAUCUUGGGCACAUCCAACGACAACUCGACCAAGAUAUGGAGCAUCGCCACGGGACGACCAAAGCACACCUUGACCGGACACAUCGGCAAGGUGUACUCGGCAAAGUUUACGGAAUCAAACAAGAUCUUUUCGGGAUCGUACGAUCGAACGAUCAAGCACUGGGACCUGGCCAAGGGAUACUGCAUCAAAACCAUCUUUACGCUGUCGAGCUGCAACGAUCUGGCACUUUUGGAUCCCGAGGGCAAUCUCCUCGCCAGCGGACACAUCGACAACAACCUGCGCAUUUGGGAUACGCGAAGUGGCAAUCUCGUCCGGGAGCUCGCCGGCAUCCACGGCGGACAGAUAACCAGCGUGGAGGUUGUCCCGAACUCGAAUCACGUCUUGACCACAUCCAGGGACAACAUGCUCCGCCUGAUUGAUCUGCGCACUUAUGAGACGGUCCAGGCAUAUGCGAGCGAGGGAUUCAAGGUCGGACUGAACUGGGCCCGGUCGUGCAUAAGCCCGGACGGCGCAUACAUCGCAUCUGGUUCCAUCGACGGGGCCGUCUUUAUCUGGAACUUCAACACCACCAAGCUGGAGACAACGCUGAAAGCCCACACCUCGGCAAUCUGCAGCACGGUGUGGAAUCCUCGUGGAGGAGCAGCGCUCUACAGUGCGGAUAAGGACAAGAACAUUGUGUUUUGGGGCAUCUAGGCGGCAUAGUCAGCCCAAACGGGAGUUGCAUGUAUUGUAGCUGAUCAUGGGGCACACAACAACGAAAUUGUCGUUCAGACUGCAGCACGAUCUGAUCAGCGACCCGACGACCAGGCGAUUGUCGCACCUGACAUGGCGUUGGACCGACAAAAUUGCAGAUCCAUGGCCAGGCGACUGGGCCGGCAAAAGUGAAAAAAUACCACUGCGUGCCCCCACCGUGGAUUGAACACGGGACCUUCAGUUUACAAGA